Zea mays is the source of this 940-nucleotide messenger RNA. RefSeq names its product remorin. Lineage: Eukaryota; Viridiplantae; Streptophyta; Magnoliopsida; Poales; Poaceae. Bases 204 to 746 code for a protein of 180 amino acids. The record is from RefSeq and is a predicted model, not a curated record. The transcript has 5 exons.
AAGUCUUAAGCUUUCUCACUCCACUCCACGCCUCGCCAGCUGCUAAACCCGGCCGGCGCGGACGACGCUGUAUAUAUUUUAUCAGCGUGCGGCCACGUACACGGUACACGCCCCCAGCUGCUUCGAAACCAACUCCAGAAAACUCGGCACAGCCUAGGCCGAUUCGCCUGUGCCUGUGCGUACGUGAGCUGCGAGGUAGAUAGAUGGCUGCGGUGGUGGAGGCGGCGCCGGCUGCGGAGACGGCGGCAAAGGCCGUGGCAGAGGAGGAGGCCGGCGUCACCGCGCCUGGGCCUCCGGUUGGUGGCUCCAACUCCAAGGCCCUGAUCGUCGUUGACAAGGUGGAUGAUAAACCUUUUUCUUUGAAUAAUAUGCCAAGGAACUCCAAUGAUAGAGUGGAAAUAGAGAAGAUAAACUCUUUGAUUAAAGCUUGGGAAGAGAAUGAGAAGGCAAAAGCAGAUAACAAGACUGCUAAGAAACAAUCUAUUAUUCUUUCAUGGGAGAACACAAAGAAGGCAAUCAUAGAAGCUGAGUUGAAAAAGAAGAAAGAAGAACUAGAGAAGAAAAUGGCUGAAUAUGCUGAGAAGAUGAAAAACAAGAAGGCAAUCAUCCAUAAGAAGGCCGAGGAAAAGAGAGCGAUGGUUAUGGCCCAGCAUGGUGAAGAAAUUCUCAAGACUGAGGAGAUGGCAGCUAAGUACCGUGCCACUAGGGUAGCUCCAAAGAAAUUUCUUAGGUGCUUUAGAGCAUAAGGAAGGUUUGAUUUUUAUGCUUUCUUAUUUGUGCAUUAAAAUGCCAUGGUGCAACUUUAUCAACUUAUGUAAUUGUUACCCUUCUUAAUUGUUUGUAUAGACUACUAUUUAUGGUGCACAAAUGAUACUAUUGGUGUAUAAUUAGACCAUCAUUGACCAAAAUGAAAAGCAUAUAAAUGUGAAUGUAGUACUUA